Molecule: messenger RNA, 3224 nt
Organism: Engraulis encrasicolus (European anchovy)
Lineage: Eukaryota; Metazoa; Chordata; Actinopteri; Clupeiformes; Engraulidae
Gene: cd99l2
Product: CD99 molecule-like 2
Exons: 11
Coding region: 454-1254 (266 amino acids)
Biological process (GO): T cell extravasation; positive regulation of neutrophil extravasation; homotypic cell-cell adhesion
Cellular component (GO): plasma membrane
Source: RefSeq, a predicted model, not a curated record
GAAAAUAUUAGCGGCAUUUAGAACACUAAAGUUGUUUUAAACCAACACGUUUUCGUCUGGUGAAUCAGGGGCGAUAGAAAGUGAGCUAAUCACGAGAAGAUAACCGGCGUGUAAUCCACGUUUUCUCGAUUGUGUGAACAGGGGCAGAGGGCGCCGGUUGCGGAGGAACCGCCCAACAUUUGGUGUAACGUGAUUCUCCACGUUGCCCCUCUCUCGUCUGUUCUCGGCAGACUCCGCUCGCUCAUUCGCACUGCAGACUUUAUUGCAGCUAACUGUUUCAGACCGUCGCACUGCCUUGGGUGGACUCGGAUCAAAGUGCAAGGCACUCUACGGCUCAUCUAAAACAGUUCGGGUCCGGCGACAGAUUUGUGUUUCACCUACCAGCAGUUAUUCAGGGCAAAGUUUAAAGGGAUCUUUUUCUCGACGUGGUGGACAUUUACGCACGGACAGACUAUGAGAUUUUCGGCAUGGGCUGUGCUCGCACUGUUGUCUCUGUUCGCAGUGAAAGUGCGAUGCGAGGAUGGCUUCGACCUGGCUGAUGCCAUCGGGGAUGACGACGAAGAAGCGACUGUACCAUCCACAACUAAGCCCGUCAGUGCGCCUGCGGGGGGAGCUGGUGGAGACCCAGGACUGGACCUCAGUGAUGCCUUCGACUCAGAGGAUCCCACCGUCAAACCACCCCCACCUCCUGCCCCCACCAAAGCACCCAUCAAGCCCAAUCCCAAACCCGGGGCUGGGGCUGGUGAUCUGGACCUGAGCGACGCCCUGGACCCCAACAACGACAUCGGAGGCAAAGGCAAAGGCGGCGCCGGCAAGGGAGACAAAGGGUAUGACGGAGAGGGCAGGGGUGAUGGCCAGCCCAAUAACAGAGGAGGCACUGGUGGUGCAUUCACUGACGAUGACCUGAAAGACAUUGGUGACUACAAGCCAGACAAAGGCAAAGGGGGCAGUGGCAGCCGGGGCGAUGGAGAGAGCGACCAUACUGACAACAGCGACUACGAUGGUACCAUGGCAGAGACGGGCACCAUUGCGGGCAUCGUCAGCGCAGUGGGCGUGGCACUGGUUGGAGCCAUCACCAGCUACAUAUCCUACCAGAAGAAGAAGUUCUGCUUCGCCGUGCAGCAGAGUUUGAAUACUGGUGACAUGGUGAAGGCAGAAAAUCCUGACGCCGUCGUAGCUACGGAGCCCCAAGUUCAACAGACCCUUCUCCAGCCCCCCAACGCAGAACCUCCUACAGAGGAGAACGCAGUCUAAGCGGUGGUAUCACCAGCCACCACCGGAGGGCGCUAAUUCACACUUCUCUCCAUGGUGACACACCCCUUUCUCCCCAAAUGAAAACAACCAUGUUCACCAUAAUCGAAAUGACAAAUUCCAACCCACCCACCCCCAUGAAUAACCACAUGUUCCCCUGUUUGUCCUGUUCUAAAAUGUUAUGUGUAUAUAUUAUACCUUUUAUUUAUUUUAUGCCCUUUUUUUGUUGAAGACGACUAACUAUGCCUGUUUACAAUGUUGUUAACCUGACGUGGGGAAACCACCACAGAGGAAAUGAAGGCUGAUUUCCUUUUUUUUUUUAAGUUUUAAGACACUUGUGGAGAUGAUAAAAACUUACUGUUAUCUUUAACUGUUAUAUUACUACAAGUGUUUUGUUUUAUUAUUUUUGUUGUUAUGUGUCAAAAUCGGCACCUUGCUGUUAAACCAGUAUAAUAUACGAAUGUGAAAAACCAGCAAAUUCAGGCAAUUGGAUACUGAAUGGAAACCAAACAGUUUUGAUAAUCAUACUAUUAUUAAUAAUGAUGAUUAUAAUUACAAUUACAACACCAUGCACUCAUGUAGCCAAUAAUUUGAUCCUGCUUCUUGCAUGACACUUCCACAAAAUGCUCCUGGCACACGACGUUAGACUGAUUGUUGAUGGAAGUGCACUUAUUCUAUUUGGGCUUUACAUGCAAAAAAAUAUUUAUGAAUUCCUGUGACACCCACCCCCCCACUUUCUAAGUCCUGACCCCAGUGUGUUUCUAAGGUUUUUACAUGGGCUGUAUAUAUUCGCCUUGCUUUUAUUGAGAGUUGUUGCAGUGGUUGAAGAAUUUCUGUGUCAUAGAGGACACAUGUUUUUUCUAGUGGAUUUAGAAAUGAAAGAAGUAAAAAAAAAUGAAAAGAAAAAGAGAAACAAUGACAUAAGUAAUCGCCUACGUACUUUAAAUACGAACCCACAGCUGCUUGGUAUGCUUUGUUUUUGGGAUGGAGAAAAAAAAAGUCUUGAAGUCUUGAAAGUCUUGAAAAAGGAAAUGUUGCAAGGGAGGCCUUUGGCUUUUCCGUGGAAAGAUGUGACUGCGAUGGACGGUGAAAUCUUAGUUUUAUGUGUAUAUUAGUUCUAUUGAGAUGUCAGUGAUAGAGUUCUUCUCCUUUUAAAAAGGGAGAGGGCAUUUUUGAAUGUGAAGUUCUAGAAUUUUCCUGUGCAUAUGAAGUUAACGUAACCGAGUUAAACAGAAUAGAAACUGGAAUUGUUGUCAGUGUUAGUGUAAGGUACCACAUAGAAGCUUAUUAUUGAAGUCUUAAUUAAUAAUAAUCAGUACUCUCUUAUUCAGAUUGCUAUUUUACAUUUCCGUGGCAGCUGAAUGCUUCUGUAGAAGGUUCUUUUUGUUAUGCUUGUAUAUUGCAGUGUGAGUAUCCGAGGGUUUGUACCCGAAAUCGUUGUGUUUUUACGUGUCCUUCUAUACCCACUUUGUAUAACCAUGUGCGUGUAUGUUCCCAGAAGUGUUUGUGUUUUGACUCUGAUCCCCGCCCCCCCUGUCAUUUCAGAUCAGGGGGGAGGGCGUCGCUCGGUCACAAACUUAGCAUCUGUGUUGGUAGUUUCUUCUAGUCGUCGUAUCAGGUUUUAUUUUUUUGUUUCUCUUUCUUUGUUGCUGUUGUUGUUCGUCUGUGGACAACUUUUUUUUUCUUUCAUCCUGGUAGAGAGUCUGCUCUGUGCUGCACCCGUUCUGCUUCUGUCUCUCCCUCGCCUCUCGUUGCCUCGCCUCACUCGACUACAGGGGCCUUUACCACGCGCCUUGGCCUGUCUAGUCAGCCUCUAGCGGACAGGGGGUGCGUUUCCGGAAAGCGUAGUUGCUAACUAUGUUGGCUACUGUGUUGGUUGCAAUACAAUUUCCUGUUGACAACUCCCGAAGUUGCUAACUGCUAACAACUACGCUCUCCAGAAAUGCAUCCCUGACACCUCUAGCCUCUUACCU